This is a messenger RNA of Lucilia cuprina (Australian sheep blowfly), 908 nucleotides long. Its product is annotated as chymotrypsin-1-like. Lineage: Eukaryota; Metazoa; Arthropoda; Insecta; Diptera; Calliphoridae. Bases 20 to 862 code for a protein of 280 amino acids. Gene Ontology annotation, molecular function: serine-type endopeptidase activity. The transcript has 3 exons. The record is from RefSeq and is a predicted model, not a curated record. Gene Ontology annotation, biological process: proteolysis.
UUAGAAGUGAAACUGUAACAUGUUUAUAAAGUAUUCAAUUGUAAUUUUGACGGUUCUUGUUUUUAAGGGAUCUGCCCUGCCACGUAAUGGAGUAUUGGACUUGGAUGCCUAUUUGGAUGAGCUAGAUAGUGCCAAUUCUCAGGAGCGUAUUGUGGGUGGCAACAAUGUUGACGCCGAUGAAUAUAUACCCUACCAAAUUUCCAUGCAAUAUAAACGUAGAAAUGGUCAAUAUGGUCAUUUCUGUGGUGGUUCCAUUAUUUCGCCAAAUCGUAUACUUACUGCUGCCCAUUGUGUAAAUGGUCAAGAUCCUUCGAAAAUUUCCGUAGUAGCUGGUAUAAAUAAUCUGAAUGAUAAAACCGGUACACGUAGUCAAGUUCAAUCUUUUGAAAUGCAUGAAAACUAUGAGGAACUGGUCACUAGCGAUAUUGCUAUUCUGAAAAUUGAUCCACCUUUAGAAAUGGAUGGUAAACGUAUUGAUGUUAUCGAUGUCUUUGACUAUGAGCCAGUUGGUGAAAAACAACAAGUUGUACUGACUGGUUGGGGUUCAGUGCAUCAUUUCGGUAAUGGUAUUUUAGCACGUUAUCCUAAGGAAUUACAAAAAUUAGAAUACCGCACUAUUUCGAAUGAAAGAUGUAAAAGAACAAUGCAACAAUUGACAGAAACUGAAAUUUGUGCUUUAGAACGUUUCGGAAAGGGGGCUUGCAAUGGCGAUUCUGGUGGUCCUUUGGUAAUGAAUAAAGAUGGGAAACUUAAACAGGUGGGUGUGGUUUCCUAUGGUACCGCCUUUUGCGCCUCCAAUAGUCCAGAUGUUUAUACACGUGUUAGCCAAUUUUUCGAUUGGAUCAAAGAACGCAUGGCUUAAAAUAUGAUAUAUAAUUUUAUUUAAUACUAGCUAUACCCAGUGUGCU